This is a messenger RNA of Physella acuta, 2437 nucleotides long. RefSeq lists its product as uncharacterized. Lineage: Eukaryota; Metazoa; Mollusca; Gastropoda; Physidae. The record is from RefSeq and is a predicted model, not a curated record.
GACGGAGAAAUCCUGUUAGAGUGGCGGGCUGUAUCUGAUAGAAACUCCAUGAGGUCAUGCGUCCUUAUUAUAAACUAUGGCCCCUGGCUGGACGGAAACAGAAUACAGCUGUAGAUAACAGAAUGACGUUUGAUGGCAUCAGUGAACUAAAACGCUGUAUAAAAUCAAUAAGAUGAUACACUAAAUCACAAGCAGAAAACAGAUGUUGUAAAGCUAAAUCCGUCUGCCUGACAAUUUCUACCACUCAGUGAAAAUACUAAACAAGCGAAACACGGAAGUUACCAAUUGGUCUCUCAGUACACAAAGUAGAGACAACUUACAGCAAGUAAAACCUAGAAGGCUGUGACUCAAGUUGGUCCGUAGAAGUCAUGUCUUAGCGAAUCUGGCCAUUACGUCAUCGCUCAUGCCAUGAACUGCUGCUCCACCAACUGCCAACAGCGCACCAAUCGCCUGAAAGCCUGCCCAGACGGUUCUAGCGAGUUCCAUAAAGUCCUUGAUGAGAUUUACACCGAGCACCACACCGACACGACAUGUGAAGUCUCCACCGGAUGUGACGCGAGUCAAGAGUCUCAAAAUGGCGAGGGCCGGACAUGUCAUGAGGAUAAUGAGCCUGGAAUAAAACGUGUGCACGACAGCAACAACAACUCACGUGGCACCGUCUGUACCUGCCAGUUUGGAAGGAGAUUAUUCACAAUUAGAGACACGGCGUUAGACGAGUCGGCACAAGAUGUAUUGCUGUCUCAUCUGCCGCUAGAUCGUUCAAGCUACAAAAUCAAAUCCAGGGAGGCGGAAGACGUUGUUAAGUUACCAGAACUAGAUAACAUGGGCACCAGUUGUUCCAGUAAUUUCUAUGACCGCCGAGACUGGCAUAGCGUCGCAGACGGCUGUCCGGCUGAUCCGAUAAAAAACGGCCGUAAAGGACGGCUGCUGAAAAACCGCUCACAGGACGAUAAUUUCUGUGACAUCAGCGCGUUACCCUCCCUCGUCUGCACGUGCAAUCAAUUAACCGAUAAACUCAACUCCACGGAUAAACACAUUGCGAACGGUAACUCUAAAACCGGCACGGACAAGCGCAUGUCUCUCUCCCCGCUUGACCACAGCUCAACGAGCAGCCGGCUGUCUCCCAGCGUGGACAGCUCCGGCCACAUCAAGCUGUCCCGCGUGUUCGGCUCGGGCCGUGCUCGCGCCACCAGUAACUGUGACGUGUCGCCCCACCGGCUGCUGACCAGGCGGAACAACUCACCCUCGGGUAGGACAUCGAGCCUCGACUCGGGGUCCAUCUUCAGCUCACACGAGGCCAUGCGACAGCGGAGCCACAGCUGGUCAAACGGCAAGCUCUCGGCCAGGCCCAGCUACUUGAAAUCCGGAUCAAUGAUGCGAUCAUCGAUCCUAUCUCCAGUCGGUCACCACAAAUCAAUAUCCCCAAGCCUUAAUUCGACCAAGCAGAGAGACAUCUACAUGAAUUCAUCAAAAUCGCCCGUAUUUUCUAAACAAAACUCACAAGGAUCUUUCCAUAAAGCGUCGAAAGACAUUCACUCACCGGACUGUCCAAUGCACGUGAAGUCCAACGACCUUGACUCCCUCAGCUCAGGUGUGCUGGACAACAUGGACGACAGCUUCAGCCCAGUCUUGAGACAGCGGUCUGCCAGCGAGUCUCACACGACCCGUCCCCGGAGACUCCUGCCCCGCACCCCCAGCUCCACCGACGGCUCCAGCAUCCUGGAGCACAACCACGUUCGCUGGGCCGACGAGGAGAAGGGCUCGUCUUUGAGUACCAGCGUUUUUCUGACCAGCAUCCGACCCCGCUCCUACUCCUACGGCGCCUCCGACGGCCCCCCACAAAGGCCGAUCUUGAAAAAGGUGCCAGUUCUUUAACAAAAAGUGCUUUAAAACAAUAUCACAUUCGGAUUCCAAAUCUAUUUCAGCGAUUGUUAAAAUUCCACUGCACAAAGUUUGCUCGAGAAAACAUCCCCUAACAAUUCGUUACUACCUUAUUAAAAUAAUUUGCACAAUAAACAAAAUUAAAGGUGAUGUAAUUUAAAUAAGCAUUCUAUGUUAAUAUGAUAAUUUGAUAUCAUAACAUAAUUCAUAAAUUAUAAUUUUCAUAUUUUUUGUAAGUUUUAGAAUUGUAUGUAUUAUAUCAGUUUAAAUUCCUAAUCUUGUGAAAUUAUAAAAAUUUCUUUAACAUUUGCUUUUUAUGGAGUUAUCUGCCUUUACUAAGGUGACCGAUUGUUAUGCGAUACUUUUUCUUUAAAAAGGCAAUUGGGUCUUUGCGUCUGCAAUGUAUACUGCAAUAUAACAAAAUCGGCAGUAAGACCUUGGUCUCCAAUUAUUAAGCGAAUUAAAUUGUUUGGUUUUAAUACUAUUUGUUUCUAUUUUUGUGAAUGUUCAUCAGUGAGUAUUAAAAUAAAUAAUAAAUGUGAGUAUCUAUAAGUUC